Andrographis paniculata is the source of this 1641-nucleotide messenger RNA. Its product is annotated as pentatricopeptide repeat-containing protein At4g35850, mitochondrial. The transcript has 13 exons. Gene Ontology annotation, cellular component: mitochondrion. The coding region runs from base 157 to 1482 and encodes 441 amino acids. The record is from RefSeq and is a predicted model, not a curated record. NCBI's taxonomy places the organism in Eukaryota, Viridiplantae, Streptophyta, Magnoliopsida, Lamiales, Acanthaceae. Gene Ontology annotation, molecular function: protein binding.
AAAGUCCAAAGCCCCGAAGGGUUUAUGCCUUGCGUUGGCUGCGCUGUUUCCUUCUUUCUUUCUUUUCGUGUUUCUAUAUAGGGAGGAGUAUUUUACUUCAUCCCCAAAUCUCAAUCCCAAUCCCAAUCCCCCAAAGACCUUUUCCGUCAGUUCACGAUGCUCCGCCGUGCAUUCUCAGGAAAUCAACGGGCAUUAGUUCGAGCACUAGGACAUCGGAGUUUCACGGCACCUUCUGAGGAAUAUUUGAAGCGAAAUUAUGCUAACAAUGAGGCUGAAUACAAUACCGUCAUCAGUUCUCUCACUUCACAGAGAAGGCAUUAUUUGUUGAGGGAUGUCUACGAUGAUAUGAUGCUGGAUGGAGUCAAGCCAGAGAGGGAUACCUUCCACUCUCUCAUUGUGGGAACCAUGAAAGGCUCUCGAAUGCAAGAUGCCUUCUUUUUCCGAGAUGAAAUGAAAGCCAUGGGCUUAGUUCCCGGUGUUGAUUUAUACAACUAUUUGAUAUCUACAUGUGGAAAGUGCAAGAAUUCAGAUCAGGCAGUUCGGCUUCUUGAUGAAAUGAAGAUAUAUGGAGUGAAGCCCAAUGCACAAACAUACAUAUGCCUGCUUCAUGCAUGUGCAGCAUCCGGGAGAUUAGAUAGAGUAUAUGCAAUAGUUCGAGAUAUGACUGCUGCUGGUCUUGGUUUGAACAAAUUCUGCUAUGCUGGAAUUAUAGUUGCACACAAGAACAAGUCAAGUCUUUCUGAUGACACAGGUUCCAAAAUUUUGGAGCUUGUUGAGCAGUCCAAAGGAUGGUCCUCAAUUGAUCAAACAAGAGACACUGCUGAAAAUGUUAUGAUGGGUAUUUCUGAAGAAGAGUUGUAUAAUCUUCCUACUGCUGAAUAUGUUCAUCGCCGUGGUGGAUUCAUAGCCAGACAACUGACUGUGUAUCACGUUGCAUUUCAUGCUUUUGCUGAUCUCAGGGAUGUCAAGGCUACUGAUAAACUCUUGGAGAUUCUUGAGAACAAUGGAAAAUCUCCUGAUGUUUUUAUAUUGAUGCAAAUUAUGAGGUGUUAUCUUCAUGCUGGGGACAUUGACCGUGGGGUGAAAGUUUUUGAGGACUACAUGAAUUCUAACAGACUACCUAUGAUUGAACUCUAUGUGACAUUGGCUGAGGGUGCAAUGGUUGGUUAUACUCCGAGGGGCAUGCAACUAGCUCAAGAUACACUGGUUCAAAUGAAUUCUAGGGGGUUCUUCUUGAAUUUUAAAAUGGGCAAUGAUCUCCUCCUUAUUGCCUCCGGUGAAAAGACUGGUGGUUUUACGACUGCCAACUUCAUAUGGGACAUGAUGCAAGCUCGUAAUUUGACUCCAUCGCUCCCUGCUGUGGAAGCAUAUUACAAUGGUUUGAAGGAGAGGGAUAUACCUGAAGACGAUCCACGGCUGAUGUUGGUUUCGCGAACGCUCAACAAUAUUCGCCUUAGAUUCGGACCCGGAAGUGGGAGAUAAAACAAGAUUUGGUUGAAAGAAAACAUGCUUUUCCUCAUUUUUGUGUUAGGCUGCCUGGCUGGCUAUAUAUUUCUUCUUUCUUUUCUUAUACUUCCUAGAAUGUUGGUUCACGAGAAUGCCUUUGGCCACUUAAUUUAAUUGCUUCAAAAAUCUGUUUCA